Austrofundulus limnaeus is the source of this 1379-nucleotide messenger RNA. RefSeq names its product peptidylprolyl isomerase (cyclophilin)-like 6 (gene ppil6). The coding region runs from base 417 to 1298 and encodes 293 amino acids. Gene Ontology annotation, molecular function: peptidyl-prolyl cis-trans isomerase activity. The record is from RefSeq and is a predicted model, not a curated record. Lineage: Eukaryota; Metazoa; Chordata; Actinopteri; Cyprinodontiformes; Rivulidae. Gene Ontology annotation, cellular component: cytoplasm. Gene Ontology annotation, biological process: protein peptidyl-prolyl isomerization. The transcript is spliced from 8 exons.
AUUACCGCAGCUUUGUGGCUUGGAAGUAACAAUUAGAAACAAAUGCCGAAACAGCAGGGAGUGAGUUGACGUCGCAAAACAAAAUUUGAACGAAUCGAGCUUCAAAUAUGGCGCCGUUUAGGCUGCGUUCCAAUUCGUUAAGGGCUUCUCUACACCGCUUCCUUUGCUGCUGYAUUGAAUGAAACUGCGUUAAAGCUGAAUAUAUAAAUGCAUUUUAUUUCGUAUAGAUAGCUGUGAUGUUAARUACUCCGUACGCAUUUUCGCUUAGUAUGAUUUUUGAUACAAUAAAGUUACAACAGAGGGAGGACAGUCGCAAAAUCGUUCAAAACCCAAAGUUUCAGAAUACGUCAUAAUAAAGCGCCUUCACAAUCUCGUUCCUAUGGAUACGAGACUUUUAUUUACGGAUAGACUCAACUAUGGGCUCAAAAACACAGCUAGAAAUUGUUGGCUUAAUCAAAGACUCUAAUUUUCACGUUGCUAAAAGUAUUGCUGAGGGACUACAGCAAAACUUUCCCGAGGAAUUUCUGGAUCCCAAAUUUCUGCCACUUUUUGAAUUUGAUUGGCAUGAAUAUCUGUGUAAGAAAAAACAGGAGCUGCGUGGCGAAGUGUGGCAGUACUCCAGCAGCCUGAUGUGCUUUCUGAACGGCCGUCUCCUUGGGGAUGAGAAGCAACUUGCCAGCUGGGCUGAGAAUCAGCGGAGUUUCACUCUCGCUCAGCCGCAGACGYUUUAUAAAGCUCUCGCUGAGGACUACUAUAUCAAACACCUCAAAAAUACAGGGCACCAGUUUGUCUUCAUGGAUAUAGAUGUGGCUGGAGAAGCAGUGGGGAGGUUAUGGUUUGAGCUAUUCUCCGACGUGUGUCCAAAGACAUCAAAGAACUUUGAGGCUYUGUGCACAGGAGAGAGAGGACUGUCACAGAGCGGACUGCCGCUCCACUACAGGACAUCGCUGUUUCAUCGAAUUGUGCCCAACGGCUGGGUGCAAGGUGGAGACAUUUCUCCAGGCAGUAAAGGUAACGGUGGCGAGUCAAUCUAUGGACCAACGUUUGAAGAUGAAAGCUUUGCUGUCCCCCACUCUAAGCGGGGAAUUUUAGGAAUGGCCAACAAGGGUCCCCACAGCAACGGGUCCCAGUUCUACAUCACCUUGCARCCAACUCCCUGGAUGGAUAGAACCUAUGUUGCCUUUGGUCAGGCGAUUGAGGGUGUCGAYGUUCUGAGGAAAUUAGAAGAGGCUCCAAGUUGCAAUGAAAGACCAAAGUAUGAAUGUAAAGUGACGGCUUGUGGAGUGUUAAAACUGUAGCACCAAGACUUUUAUCUCUUACUUUAUGCUUUCCCCCUGUGUUUUUGAUGCUGUAAAUAAAGCUGCAGCACAAAGAUGAGA